Trachymyrmex septentrionalis is the source of this 2853-nucleotide messenger RNA. RefSeq lists its product as uncharacterized. Bases 1 to 2853 code for a protein of 950 amino acids. Gene Ontology annotation, molecular function: catalytic activity. The transcript is spliced from 4 exons. NCBI's taxonomy places the organism in Eukaryota, Metazoa, Arthropoda, Insecta, Hymenoptera, Formicidae. The record is from RefSeq and is a predicted model, not a curated record.
AUGAGCGAGAGUUUGGAGAAAGAGAGAGAAGGAACCUGCCUAGCAACGGAAGAGUCUAGAAGUAGCCGAGCGGAAAGGUGGGUACAGUCAGGGGAGGAGUGGGGAACAAGAUCGAAGGAAGGCAACGGCGGUGAACGUCAGAGGCGAAAUACGAGUGGAGAGAAGGGAGCGGGGAAGAGAGGAAGGCCCACGAAAGCGGAGCUGCUAGGAAGGGAAAGGAGGGAUAGUAGUGUAGUGAGCAUUCCAAGCUCGUGGUUCUCGAGAAGGGGCAGAGCGCGUGAGUCGGAAGAAAGUGAAGACGAACAGCAAGCCGCGAAACGAAAGAAGGAAGGAAAGGCAGGAAAAUCGCCAGAACAGCAGGGAGAUUCAGAGGAGAAGAAAAUGGCGAAUUUAGAGGAGAUAGAAAAAAUGAUGGAGAGACAACUGCAGCGGCAUAAGGAUGAUAUGAUGAAGAUGAUAAGAAGAGAAUUAAAAGAAGAGAUGAAUUUGGAUGAUAAAAAGGAGAUCAUGAUUAGGAGAAAUAAAUUGACAGGUACGAAAAUAUAUGUAGACGAUGAUCUAACGAAGGAUGAAAGAGAAAGACAGAAGGAGAUUAGAUUUUGGGCGAAGAGAGAGAAAGAGAGAGGUAGGCGAGUAAAAGUGGGCUUUGGGAAAGCGUGGAUGAAUGGAUUAAAGAGAAAAGACGAGGAUUUUUGGGAUUUUCUGAAAGAUUUCGAUGUGAUUGGUUUGAGUGAGACAUGGGUGGAAGAAGCUGGGUGGGGGAAGAUAAAAGAAAAAAUGCCAGAUGGGUGGAGAUGGAAAUGUCAGCCAGCGAGGAGGGAAAAGAAAAGAGGGAGAGCGAUGGGAGGGAUAAUAACGGGGAUAAGGAAGGAAAUAGAGGAAAGAAGUAGAAGUGAAGAGGAAGUAGAAGGGAUACAGCAGAGAGAGGUUGUUGUAGAUGAGGAGAGGUGGAGAAUUGUUACAUUAUAUAACAAAGAGGGAAGUAAGGAAGAAUUAGAUAGAUUAAAAGAGAUGAUAGGAGAGAGGGAAGAAGAAAAUAUGAUAAUAGUAGGAGACUUUAAUGCAAGAAUUGGUAAGGAAGGGGGUUUUUGUGACCAAAAUGGCGAAGAAAAAGGAGAAAAUGGCAAAGAACGGAGGUCGAAAGAUGGAGUGUUAAAUAAACAAGGGUGUGAGCUGGUGAAGGUAGUGGGAGAAAGAGGUUGGUUGAUACUGAAUGGGUGGAAAAAAGGGGAUGAAGAAGGAGAGUGGACGUUUGAAAAAGCGGGAGGGAAAUCAGUGAUAGAUUAUGGAAUUGUAAAUUUGGAGGCAGAAGAGAAAAUUAGAUGUUUUGAAAUAGGGUGCAGGGCAGAAUCAGAUCACCAGCCAAUAAUGAUAGAGUUAGGAAAGGAAUAUACAAGGCAGGAGAAGGAAAAAGAGAGCGAGGCAGAGAUGAUACAGGAUUGGUCAGAGGAGGGCAUAGAAAUAUUUAGGAAAAAUAUAGAGGACGUAGAGUGGGAAAAAGGAGAGGGGGAAGGACGAUGGGAAGAAAUGGAAGAAGUAAUGAAAAGAGCACCUAAAAUGAAGAGGAGAGGGGGAAGGAAAGAGGUAGGAUGGGUACCAUGGUGGGAUAGAGAGUGUAGGGAGAAAAAGAGAGAGGUUAAUAGGGCGGGGAGAAGAUAUAGGAGAAGGAAGACGGGAUAUGAGGAGUUUGUGAAAAAGAGAAGGGAAUAUAGAGAUAUAUGUGAAAAGAAAGAAGUAGAGCAUAAGAAGCUUGAGGAGAGAGAGAUAGAAAAGAUAACAACAGAAGCACAGGCAUGGGAAUUUAUAAAUAGGAGAAGGAAGAAAAAGGAGGGAAUAAGUAAGGAAAUUAAAAGGACGGAGUGGGUAGAGUAUUUUAAGACAGCAUUAGAGGGAGUUGACGAGAAAACGGUAGAAAAAGGAGAAAGACUGAAUGAAGUUAGAAAAGACGAAGGGAUAAGUCGAGAGGAAAUAAGAUUAGAAAUAAAAAGAUUAAAGAAGGGUAAGGCGGCAGGGAUUGAUGGGAUAAGAAAUGAAGCAUGGAUGAUGGGGGGAGGUAAAGUAAGGGUAAAGUUAGAGGAAAUUUAUAGAAAGAUUUGGGAAGGAGAGGGAUUCCCAGAAAAAUGGAGAAUAGGAGUGGUAGUUCCGAAAAAAGGGGAUAAAAAUGUGGUAGGGAAUUACAGGGGUGUCACGCUUACAAGCACUGCGUAUAAGAUAUAUGCGAACAUUCUAAAUAAAAAGUUGGUGAAAGAGCUAGACGAGAAAGGAGGAUGGGGCAGAACGCAGGCAGGAUUUAGAAAAGGAAGAGGAACAAUAGAAAACAUAAAAAUCUUAAAACACCUAGUAGGAAGAAGACUAAAGGAGAAGAAGAAGGUGUGGGCAUUUUUUAUGGACCUAAAAGGAGCGUUUGAUAAAAUAGAUAGGAAGGUAUUAUGGGAAAUGACGAGGAGAAGGGAGGAGGAAUUAAGAAAAGGAAUAGGAGGAAUAAGAGUGGGAGGCGAUAAGGUGUGGUCGCUAGAAUAUGCCGACGACAUUGUGGUAGUGGCGGAGGAAGAAGUAGGCUUAAGGGCGAUGAUAAGAGGGAUACAAAGGUAUUUAAAAGAGAAGAAACUAGAGCUGAGCCCUGAAAAGUCGAAAGUUAUGGUGUUUAGAAAGAAAGGGGGAAGGGAGAAAGAAAGGUACUGGUGGUGGGGAAAGGAAAGACUAGAGGAGGUAAAGGAAUAUAAAUAUCUAGGAUAUUGGGUGUCAAGAUACGGAGGGGAAAUGGAACACGUGAGAGAUAGAAUUAGAAAAGCGAGGGUGGCUAUGGGAUGGGUGUGGAGUUACGGGGAGAGAAAGUUCAAGGGGGACGCGUAA